This is a messenger RNA of Castor canadensis (American beaver), 7328 nucleotides long. NCBI's taxonomy places the organism in Eukaryota, Metazoa, Chordata, Mammalia, Rodentia, Castoridae. The record is from RefSeq and is a predicted model, not a curated record.
CCCCAGCCCUUUCCAGCACUGACACGUGAGGUUGUCCUGGAUGCAGAGGGUGGAGGAAGCCUCUCCUACCCCGGGGCUCAGCUUCCUGCCUGUGCAGCCCUCCGGAAGGGGCUGUGAUUGGGGUCCGCCCCUGUGUGCCUGACUCAGCAGCCACAGGGUAAGGGAAAUCAGAGGUUUCUCGACAAAACCCCAAGCCAAGCCCUGAUUCUUUCCUGUGAAGGUGGAUGCAGAGCCCUUGGCUCCUGCCUCCGGGGCUCCUGUCAGGAAGGCAGGGCAGUGGCUGGAUGUCAGACUCUGGCUCCUCCUGUCUCCUGGGUCCCUAUGCUGCUCUCCUGAGCACCAGGCAGCGACUCACUUUGACAGACUUCUCCACCCAGGUGAACUCUUCGUCCCUCAGCUCUCCGACAGGCCGGGGUUCCAUGGCCGCCCCCUCACUGCAUCCGUCCCUGGGGCCUGGCCUCGGCUCCCCACUGGGGUCACCGGGGCAGCUACACUCACCCAUCAGCACCCUGAGCUCACCCAUCAAUGGCAUGGGCCCUCCCUUCUCCGUCAUCAGCUCCCCUAUGGGCCCCCACUCCAUGUCGGUGCCCACCACACCUACCCUGGGCUUCGGCACUGGCAGCCCGCAGCUCAACUCACCCAUGAACCCUGUCAGCAGCAGUGAGGACAUCAAACCCCCGAUAGGCCUCAAUGGCGUCCUCAAGGUCCCCGCCCACCCAUCAGGGAACAUGGCCUCUUUCACCAAGCACAUCUGUGCCAUCUGUGGGGAUCGCUCCUCAGGCAAGCACUAUGGGGUGUACAGCUGUGAGGGUUGCAAGGGCUUCUUCAAGAGGACGGUGCGCAAGGACCUGACCUACACCUGCCGCGACAACAAGGACUGCCUGAUCGACAAGCGCCAGCGGAACCGGUGCCAGUACUGCCGCUACCAGAAGUGCCUGGCCAUGGGUAUGAAGCGAGAAGCGGUGCAGGAGGAGAGACAGCGGGGAAAGGACCGGAACGAGAGUGAGGUGGAGUCCACAAGUAGUGCCAACGAGGACAUGCCUGUGGAGAAAAUUCUGGAAGCCGAGCUGGCUGUCGAGCCCAAGACCGAGACCUACGUAGAGGCAAACAUGGGGUUAAACCCCAGCUCGCCAAACGACCCUGUCACCAACAUCUGCCAGGCAGCAGACAAACAGCUCUUCACCCUUGUGGAGUGGGCCAAGAGGAUCCCACACUUCUCUGAGCUCCCGCUGGACGACCAGGUCAUCCUGCUGCGAGCAGGCUGGAACGAGCUGCUCAUCGCCUCCUUCUCCCACCGGUCCAUAGCUGUGAAGGACGGGAUCCUCCUCGCUACCGGGCUGCAUGUGCACCGCAACAGUGCCCACAGUGCAGGGGUGGGCGCCAUCUUUGACAGGGUGCUGACAGAGCUGGUGUCCAAAAUGCGAGACAUGCAGAUGGACAAGACAGAGCUGGGCUGCCUGCGCGCCAUCGUCCUCUUCAACCCCGACUCCAAGGGGCUCUCAAACCCGGCUGAGGUGGAGGCACUGAGGGAGAAGGUGUACGCGUCGCUGGAGGCUUACUGCAAACACAAGUACCCAGAGCAGCCGGGCAGGUUCGCCAAGCUCCUUCUCCGCCUGCCUGCACUGCGCUCCAUUGGGCUCAAGUGCCUGGAGCACCUCUUCUUCUUCAAGCUCAUCGGGGACACGCCCAUUGACACCUUCCUCAUGGAGAUGCUGGAGACCCCACACCAGAUGACCUAGGCCCGCUGGCCGGCCCUCGCGCCGCCUGGUCCGGCACGCAGCCUGGACGCAGCUGCUCUGCUCAGCUCGAGCCCUGUGUCCGCCCUUCCCUGCCUGGCCUGUGUGGACCCUUGGGUGCAGCGUGUCACUGUGGCCCUGCCAGAUAUGUUGCCAUCUCGUUAAUCUUUAUUACUGCUUGUCUUUGGCCCAGGGCGGUGGCUUUCCCAUGGCAGUGGCUGGGAUGGCCAGAACUGGUGUGAGACCCAGCCAGGUCCCUCCCCAUCAGGCUGCAGGGUGCCCUGCCGUCACCCUAGGGGUGCUUCAGCAGCUCUUGGGGUCUUCAGGGCCCAGAGCUGCAGGAGCUGGGGAGGGGGCUUAUUCUGGCUGCUGUUUGUGGUUGCUAGUUCUCCGAGUGCCCCUCUGUUUGGAAUAAUCUUCACCUGCUUGAAGUCCUGGUGCCUGACCAUCUUGAGAGUCUACCUGGGGGCAGGAGGGGACAGAUGGGAACAGGCUGCAUCUCACUGCAGAGACCCACCUGCCCCUGGAAGCCAAGUGGGGACUCGGGCCACAGGCCUCCGUCUGCUUAGAGUGCAGAGUGACAGCCCAUUUUCCAAAGAUAACUUGGGACUUUGCCCUAGGCACUGAGAACAGGGGCCACCUCAAGGCUGCAGAGGCCAGGGUCACUCUGUCACCCCACCUUGGUUUCCUCUUUGUGUUGUUGUCCUGGUUUCAUCUUCUCCCCUGCUACAUGUUCCUGUCAAUCCAGGGUGACCAGAGCUUAGAGCCCAGGCUUCCCCUCCACCCCAGACCGUCUUUUACCGUCUGUGAGGUAAGCCGAGGCUAGUUCUUGGCUCCUGGAGGGCUAGCGCAGUCUCAGGUGGGGUGUUCUUUCUGUCUCAGAAAGACCUUGUGGGCAGCACAUGGGCUGUCCUGGUACAAGUUCUACUGGCCUCUCUUGCAUGUACAUAGGCCAUCCAGAAGGCUCCUGGAGGGAAGGGAAGGAGGGCUGCUGUCUGGCUUCCCUCAGAGGGAGGCAGCGAGAGUCACAAGGACCUGAGGAUGAAGGAGCCACCCUGGAGGGGGCAGCCACACUGCAUCCUGACAUAGCUGACACCGGGCACUGUGUGGGACCCCCACAUGGGUCCCUCCUCUGGCCAGCUGGUCUGUCUGGAAGACUCUGCAGACCUUCCUGGGCCCCCAGAGUGGUGUUGCCAUUUGUCCAGAGUCUUAACUGGGGCCGCAUCUCACACUGCUCUGCUUGGGGGGUGGCAUGGGCCUCAGCCCCUCCCACUCGUCCUGUCCUGCCUUGCCGCAGGCGCUGGUGCGGCACUCUCAGGUUGAACUGCCUCUUUGGCACUGUAGGGCCUCACUUGGGCCCCAGUACUUCUCGUGUUCAUGUCUUAGAUCCCUGGGCCCAGGUUUGUCGGGAGCAGAUGCCUGAAUGGGGCGAGCAGGUGGACGGCAGGCCAGGAUGCUUGACAAUGGCCUCUGUUGUCUUUUUUCAGGUUGUCCUGACACGGGGAGUGGCUGCUUCUCCAGCAUCCAUCCUCCCACUGGUACAGAGGGACAGGGUCAUCUUAGAGGUUAGGUUGUGAGGGGCUGAGGCUUUCGGGGGAAGGACACAGCCAGUCCUUGCCUUUCUGGAGUUCCCAGCUAGGGACAGCUAAGGCAUCGUCUGUGCAGGAGGACAUCAAAGAUUAUAGGAACAUCUUGCUGUCCUGACCCUUCUCAACGUGGUGGCUUGGGAGAUGUGCAUAGGAGGCCCACUACUUUGCUGGGGCCAGCCAGACUCCCAGAAAGUCCGGUUAGCCUUUGGGGUAUGGUGAUAUCAGUCAGAGGGACACAGGAGCCCUGAGGGGUCCCUAUUCCACACUCAGCAUCAAGCCUUCUGCUGCCUGCUGCAUCUCAUCACUGUUGCCAGCCCAGUGCCUGCCACAUGCAGUGCCCCAGGCCACUGAGGGCUCCUCGGGAGCCCUCAGUGGCUCCAGCAGAGAAAGCCCUGGAGUAGGGCUUCUUGGGAACUUCGUUGGUUCUGGGCCUGGCUGUCUAUAAAGCACUGAGGCUCCUCACCACUGCCUCCGAAACCAGAACCCUGGGCCCCUCUGGCCUGCUCAGCCUUACCUCCCACUGUCAUCUUAGACUCUCCCCAUGGGCUUCCUGUCCCCUCUCAUUAGGCCCAUUGCCCCUGCUGUUGUGUGCACAGUGCUGUCUGCUUGCAGGGUGAUGUGUGGGCAUGGCACAUUACCUGGUUGGGAGGUAGGAUGUUGACUUAAUCAGACCUUCAGUAGUGUUACCAAUCUGGCUCAAUUAAGGUGAUUUUUUUUGUAAUUAUUAUUAUUUUGGUGGGACAAUCUUUAAUUUUCUAAAGAUAGCACUAACAUCAGCUCAUUAGCCACCUUGUGCCCAUCCUUGCCUCCACCUGGCCAGAUGAAGUGGCUGCCACUGAGGACCGUGACUUCUGCACUGCUGCGUCCUGGGUCCUCGACCACGGGUGCCUCCAGGCAUGUUCCUCAGCUGUGUCACCUCCCUGUUUGGACGUUCAGAUGGGGCCCCCGUGACUGAGAUGCGAAGAUCACCACAGAGCCAGGUGGCCCGCCUGGGAUGUGUCACCUAGGCAGGCCCCUGUGGCAGCUGCUGGCCCUCAUCACUCAGGAAGCACACAGUCUUGGGAGGGUGGGGGGAGUUCAGCAUCACAUUCCCAGUUUUCCAAGUCACAGCAUCCCAAAGGAUUCUGGGCUGAUGGGCUGGUGACAGAGCAUCGGAGAGACACCCAAGCUCCCUGCCCUGGCGCCCCCAGGAGGGUCAGGCCGGAGCGUGCAGACGGUGGUUAAAUCAGCUGAUGUCCCCAUCACGGAACCGAGGUGCACGGCCUUGUUCCGGUCCACGCAGGUGUGUGGAGUAAAUGUGUAUGUGCCGUACAGAGACUGUGCAGAGGCUGCACGCCGCCACACAGGAGCAGGCGUGACAGUUACCAACUAUGUGUUUAUCUGUAACCAAGACUUUCCCCAUUUCCCUGUCAACUUGCUUGGCCUAAGCAAGACCUAAGGACCCCUCCUUUGGUGAGAUCCGGGCUCGAAUGACUGUCUCGAGGCAAGGAGCUGCAUCUAUUUUAAGAUGCCCUGAAGCAGCAGCUGUAGCCCGUCCCAAUCUUUAGCGAUGCCUUAGCUGGGACGCGAGCGGACACUUAGAGAGUAAAGACGAGAGAAAAAUGUCUAAGCAUCGGGAAAGGUAAAAGAAUCUAUUUUUGUACAAAUGUAAUUUUAUCCCUCAUGUAUACCGGAUGCUAUGGCGGGUGGGACCUGUUUUGUUACUGCUUCUAGUGGUCAAGGCGGAGCAAGAAUGUUGGGACGCCGAGAUGGCAGAGGGGGCUCUUAGACAAGGCUGAGGGCUUUUCUUGGUGUGAAACCGCUGCGGGGACGUUCUUCUGGUGGGAGGGUGGGCCUGAGACUUCAGGGUUUUCUUCCCCUUUCAAGUAAUUUGUACAACCUCCCUCUGUCUUCGCUCUCGGCCGGCCUUCCUGCGACUCUGACUGUGAAAUUACUUCCCUCUGUAAUUGUUCUCUGAAACAUCGCGGUGCAGAUGCCAGGGUUUGAUGAACAAUGGUCUUUAGAAUUGUGGAAAAGAAACACAGAGAGAAAAAAAACGUGAGAGGAGAAACUUUCAAAAUACAACUCCGCCCAGCUCUCAUCUGUUCUGCGUGGGGGUUCCUGUUUGGCUUUGGGAUGCAGGCACACACAGGGCCAUGGAGCCCACUGCCCCCAGGGUGGGAGAACCUGUUUUCAGCCAGUCACCCCAGCCCUCUGAGCCCAACCCAUCUGAAUGGGGUCCCCGAGCAGUGGGGUCCCCAGUAGCCAGGCCCCAGGUGUCAGGCUCCACAAUUUCUUUUCUGUCCACCCUGCCCCGAAGUUCCUCCUGGGACCUGUCCAGUGGCCUCUACAGAGAGCCCCGCUCAGCACAUUCUGGCUCCAGGCAUGUGGACACUUGCACAGCCUGUGUGUUACCCCAGUCCAGUGACAGGCUGCCUGUGCCCGGUCCCUGCAUCCAUGCUGGCUGGAGCAGGCAGGAGGGCCACAAAAUAAAUGAUGUCACCUAACCACCUGAUUAAUAGCAGGUUAAUGAUGCCCCAUCUGUGCCAUCUUGUGUGGUAAACGCUCUUUGUCUCCAUGGUGUCUGCAGUUAGGCUGUCUCUGCCCUGAGAUCGGGUGGUGGUGCCCCCCACCCUCUCUGUCCAAUGGGCUCCUUCCUGAGGAAGCCCUGGGUACCGGGGUGUUGGGAAUGGGGUCCAGGGCAUGGGUCCUGCUCUGUGCAGUGAACACAUGGCACUGUGGCUGAUGUCCAGAACCAGGUAUCUCAGGAGGGAGGCUUAAAAAGACCAGCGACCUGGAGGGCAGGGGUUUCCUACUGUCACUGCUCCAGGAGUACACUCACAUUCAUGCACACAUGCACCUUGCACACUUAAGCACAAACAUGCAUUCGACCCAGAGGACUGAUGGCAGUAGGGGGAAGUAGAGGGCAGGGCUGAGCCAGCCUCCUGUGGUGGUCAGGACCCUCACACUGAUAUUCUCCCCUUUCCUGGGGUGUGCCAGGAGCGGUGGCACCCUGAAACUCUUGUCUUGCCUGGGCCCCUGACCAUAGCUGAAUGGUAGGUGCCGGCAAGACCCUGUGAGACAGACAAAUUUGCCACCUGCCUGAGACACUGCUGACCUUGGCUUUUGAUUCUGAAGGACCUUAUCAGCCUUUGAGCCCUGCCCUGGUUGGGGUCACAGUGUCAUCAUCCCCUGGGACCAACUUGGGCUUCUGAGGGGAACGGGGUGGGGCAGCCUCCUUGAGCUGCCCACCUGUGGCCCUGGGCCAGCACAACCCCUCCUGGCCUUGCUGGAUCCAGCUGACACUGGUUGCCUGUGAUAAAAUUUUGCACAUGGAGUUCACAGAGGUCUCUUCGUUGGUCUGGAAAGAGAGUAAGCCCUGAGGGGACCAGGUACUGCCUGGACUGUGGGCUUUGUGCUGCCUUCCAUAUGCUCUCAGUACUGACAUAGCCACUGGUUGGAACCAGAUCCACCCGCUGGCAGCUUUCACCCUCCCUGUAACCUGGGCAUGGCCUCCAAGGAUGUCCAUCCUCGGAAUGGAUGAGGGAAACCUUUAGGAAGGCCUCAGGUGAGGGUGCUGGGGACGGAAGGUGACAACUUGGGUGGACAGGUGCAUGACAAAGGCCACUGGGUUCCAGGCAAAGAGAAUAAUGAGAAGGUUCAUAUCAGGUUCCUACGCCCUUGGUGCUGGUUUUUUAAUAACCCACAGGUGUAGGACCAGGGGCAGUUGGGUCUGACGUCAGGACUCCCUGGGAUGGGCAAGGUGGGACGGGACUAGCCACCUCCAGGGACCUGAGCAGCACCCAGCACUGCACUAGCUCAGCAGAAGCCCCAGGCUGCCCACGGCAUCACAUGGCAACCUGGCCUCAGGCCUCCCUGCUGCCUCUAGUUGCCACGGCAACGUCUGCCCAGGGCAGUCCCCCUGGACCACAGAUGCAAAGCUUGAUACGUUUAUCACCAGUAGCAUCAGGCUGGACGGCUGCGCCAGCUCAGGAGCUAGGAGCUAUGGAACCUGAGAGGCAGG